AUGGCCACGGCAUCUUUUGACUAUGAACAGCGAAAGCUGUGUCAAAGCCUCAUUCCUCCUGCCUCUCAGCCAGACACGGUAUCUUUGCUGAAGAAGAAGGCGCUCUCAGCUCUUGGAAAAUCUGGCGACACAGCGAUUUGCAUUCCCUCCGAUGUCGAGUCUGACACUGAAGAUGAAGAUAAUAAGAGUCGAGAACUUAAUAUCUUGCAAUCUUAUGUAAUACGUGCUAGCACACCGGACUAUCUAGAUCUCACCGGCACCAAACAUGGCAUAACUAAGCCAGAAGCUGCUACUGGCGCGGAGACUGCGACAGCAGUAUCUCCGGCUCAAGCGGAAGCCGGCCUAGCUUGGCCGAAUGAGACACAAGUAUCUCGCCUCGCUGAGCCUGAAUCGAGCCAGCAAUCUUAUGAGAUCAAUCACAUGCUGACCGGAGAUAUGUCUGCUUGUCAAGAUGUCAAUUUUGCAACCCCUCCUGCUAGCCCUAAUAGCCAGCCAUACCCAGUUGCGGCGGACAGGCAACAGCUUCGACCCGCACCAGCUAGUCAACAGGGCAACAUGAUGGUCGAUGCUAUCUUUGACCAUGACGCGUGCCAUAGCUCCCAGGGUCAUCCGGAUUCCCCCUCAACUUGCAUACACUCUCCGCGGGCUGCCGGCCCCGUCGAGGCGGUCCAGGCAUCACUCUGGGAAAGCGAAAUACCCGCCGGCAAUUCAUGCGACGAUGCCAUCCCUAAAGCCUACACCCCAUCUCCCGCAAGACCCUCGCUUGAACCACAUCAAGGACAAGGCUUAGAUGAUGCAAGCAGCGCGUCCAGCCAUAUCGAGUCCGAGGUCACGGAGGGUGGAUCUGGUUUCGCCGCCGAAGUGUCUUCCACGUCGCCAUCUCUUCGUCGUUUCCGUCACAAAUCCUUGCAGGUGCAUAAAACGAUGCAGCCCAAGGACGGUGAUGCAGACAGUGAGGCUCCACGGAGCGAGGAUGGCCUUAACGGGCUAGAAUCUCAACAUCAGAAAGAGAACUCUCCUCCACUUCCAUAUGAUGAGGAUUCUGGUUCGGAAGACGAUGAUUUCGAUGAUGUCCACUAG
Fusarium keratoplasticum is the source of this 1080-nucleotide messenger RNA. RefSeq lists its product as uncharacterized. NCBI's taxonomy places the organism in Eukaryota, Fungi, Ascomycota, Sordariomycetes, Hypocreales, Nectriaceae. The record is from RefSeq and is a predicted model, not a curated record. The transcript has 2 exons. The coding region runs from base 1 to 1080 and encodes 359 amino acids.